AUGGUUGUCGGAACCGUCCUCAUCACCGGUGGCACCGGCUACAUCGGCUCCUUCACGACCCUCGCGCUUCUCGAGCACGGCUACGAUGUCAUCAUCGUCGAUAGUCUCUACAACUCGUCCAAGGUCGCCGUCGACCGCAUUGAGCUGCUCUGCGGCCGUCGGCCCGGCUUUUACGAGAUCGACGUGACGGACGAAAAAGCGCUCGACGAGGUGUUCGCCAAGCAUCCCGCCAUCGACAGCGUCAUCCACUUUGCCGCCCUCAAGGCCGUCGGCGAGUCGGGCGAAAUUCCCCUCGAGUACUACCGCGUCAACGUCGGCGGCAGCAUCGCCCUCCUCCGUUCGAUGGAGCGCAACAACGUGUCGAACAUUGUCUUUUCCUCGUCCGCCACCGUGUACGGCGACGCGACGCGCUUCCCGGACAUGAUCCCCAUCCCUGAGCACUGCCCGAUCGGCCCGACAAACACGUACGGGCGCACAAAGGCCAUGAUCGAAGACGUCGUCACCGACUUCAUCAACGCGCAGCGGGCGAACCUGAAGAAGGCGGGCAAGCCUUUCGAGAAGUGGAACGGCGCGCUGCUGCGCUACUUCAACCCCUGCGGCGCCCACCCGAGCGGCAUCAUGGGCGAGGACCCCCAGGGUGUGCCGUACAACCUGCUGCCCCUGCUCGGCAAGGUUGCCACGGGCGAGCGCGAGAAGCUGCUGGUCUUUGGAGAAGACUACCCCUCGCGCGACGGCACCGCGAUCCGCGACUACAUCCACGUCGUCGACCUCGCCCGCGGCCACCUCGUCGCCCUCAACUACCUUCGCGAGAAGCAGCCGGGCGUCAAGGCCUGGAACCUGGGCUCCGGUCGCGGCAGCACCGUGUUCGAGAUGAUCAACGCCUUCGGCGCCGUCGUGGGCCGCGAUCUCAAGUACGAGGUCGUCGCUCGCCGCCAGGGUGACGUGCUGGAUCUCACGGCCCACCCGAAGCUGGCGAACGAGGAGCUUCACUGGAAGACGGAGCUGACCAUGGAAAAGGCCUGCGAGGACCUCUGGCGCUGGGUGAAGAAUAACCCGCAGGGAUACCGGCAGGAGCCCCCGGCCGAGUUGCUGGCCGCCAUCAAGCCCAAGGCUUGA
Molecule: messenger RNA, 1116 nt
Organism: Drechmeria coniospora
Lineage: Eukaryota; Fungi; Ascomycota; Sordariomycetes; Hypocreales; Ophiocordycipitaceae
Product: putative UDP-glucose 4-epimerase Gal10
Exons: 4
Coding region: 1-1116 (371 amino acids)
Biological process (GO): beta-D-galactose catabolic process via UDP-galactose, Leloir pathway
Cellular component (GO): cytosol
Molecular function (GO): UDP-glucose 4-epimerase activity
Source: RefSeq, a predicted model, not a curated record